GGAUCGGGGAAACGAUGACAUGUGAACCCUGUGGCCCCGGAGAGUACGGAUAUAAUUGUUCUAUACAGUGUCCAAAUAAUACCUAUGGUUAUCUUUGCUAUGGGACAUGUAACUGCAGUCCUGACGAAUUUUGUGAUCGACGAUUUGGAUGCAACAGUUCCAUUUUCACUACAGCUGAUUCUGAGAGAAUGGUGGGUGUUGAUACAAACUAUUUCCUGGAGAAGUUAUCGAUGUUUUUAUUGGUUUCCUUGGCGUCAGUGGUCAUCUUCAGUUUUCUCUGUUCCAUUUUUCUCAUAAAAAUAAGUAAAAGGCAUUACAAGCGAGAAUUGCAACGAAUGAUAAGUAAUGUAUCGGAAGAGAGAUCUGAUCCUGUACACGAAUACUUUGGUUAUGACACCAUGGACUCCAUGUCUGCCAUUCCUCGACUCCCAGCUGCCAACACUUACGAUCACACCGACAGAGGGGAAUACAACAUUUUAUCGCUAUCACAGAGGGCAUAUAUUGGUGACGUUGAUACCUCUCCUGUGACGUCAUUUCACAGACAGAAUUCAAAAACAGAGAUGAAUGAUAAUAAAAGCUUAGAAAUCGAUAUUGAACCAGAAUGUUUGAUAAAUCUAUUUCAAGAAGAAAAUGACGAUUUAUUGAACGAUGGAAAUGAAUCAGAAACAAUAUUCAAACUAUAUUCUAAGUAGGAUAUAAAAGUUAUUAUAAAGAUUACAAGCAUAUUUUUGAGGAUGAUCAAAAUCUUUAUAAUGUAAUUCCGCUGAUGUUUUGGUGAAAUUAGA
Messenger RNA from Saccostrea cuccullata (small rock oyster), 785 nucleotides. RefSeq lists its product as uncharacterized. NCBI's taxonomy places the organism in Eukaryota, Metazoa, Mollusca, Bivalvia, Ostreida, Ostreidae. The transcript has 5 exons. The record is from RefSeq and is a predicted model, not a curated record. The coding region runs from base 15 to 692 and encodes 225 amino acids.